AGCAGCGUGCUUUCCCAGCGGCUUACGGGGCAGCGAGCCGCGCUGCUAGGCGCGGGGGGCCGGUGGGCGUGAGAGGCGCUGUCGGCGUUGAUGAGAACUGCACGGGGGGGGGCUGGAAGAGACAGGAGACAGGAGACAGCCACUGUGGACACGUUCCGUGACUCCAGAAUUUCAGUUGCGGUUUUUAUUUCGCCGACUCGACAGAGAUUGAUUGAGACGCCGGGCGAUGGAGGGCGGCGCGACAACAACAGGUGGCCCAGAGCUGGGUAAAAGAAAGGACGUGACCGUGUCGCCGGUGUCUGAAGAGAGGGGCGCGAGCCUCGAGUCCGGCCGCGCGGGGGAUUGUGGGAGCGGAGUGGCUCGUGCGCGCUGGACUCUCCUCAGACAGGUGCUGAAGAAGAAACAGCUGGACAGCGAGGAGGUCCAGCAGGUGUCCAUACGCCGGUUUUCCUCGUUCAACCUGUUUUCCAGGAUAAGGGUAUCAGAUUCCACCACCGGCGACCCGUCCAAUGGGAAGUGGGUCGAGUACCGAAGUGCCUCUUUCCCACAGUUCGGUGCCUUCCUUAGAGACAGCCUUGGACCCAUCAAAGUGGACGAGGUUCUCAGCAGUUUUGACAACACCGGAAAUGUCUGUGUUUGGCCCUCGGAGGAGGUGAUGGCUUACUACUGCCUGAAAAACUGCCACAUGUUCAGAGGUGCCACAGUGUGCGAACUGGGAGGCGGGAUGACCUGUCUUGCUGGGCUUAUGAUCGCUAUUUCUGCUGACGUGAAGGAAGUUCUGCUAUCAGAUGGGAACGAGAAGGCCAUUCAAAAUGUUCGCUGUGUCAUCGAGAGAAACCGGCUAGCUGGUAAUUUCAGGACUGCUGCUGUAUCCAGCUGCGUGGUGAGAUGGGACAGCGAGGCGGAUGUGUCGACGCUAGAAGGACACUUUGACAUUGUGCUGUGUGCUGACUGCCUGUUCCUGGACCGGUACAGAGCCAGUCUGGUUGAUGCAAUAAGGAGAUUACUUCGGCCUGGCGGGACGGCUCUGGUGUUUGCCCCUCUUCGAGGCAACACCCUGCGAGAGUUCUGUGACCUGGCGGAGAGGGCCGGCUUGACCAUGUGCAGAUACCACAAUUAUGAUGAGCACAUUUGGAAGCUCCAUCUGAAGAUGCAGAGCGGAAGGAAGGAAACCUACGACGAGAACAUCCAUUACCCGCUGCUGGUCACCCUGACUCGGCCCCCUGGCCCGGCCCACCUCCUCUGAGACCACAGGGUGCUCCUUAUUCGUCUGCCAAACUGCCUACUCUGGCACAACUCCUCCGAUCCCUUGUCCCACCAUUCCUACAGACCAACGUCUGCCACUGUGCCCCUCUCCUCCUUGCAAAACCCGUGUGUGCCAGGGUUUUCGAUCACUGUUUUAUCAAAAUACACGUGUUAUUGUUUAAUUUUUUGUUACACAAGGUAGAACACGUACUCUUUUCUCUCAUGUUCACCGUGUUUGACUGUGGAUAAAGUAAGUUAGUAGGGUUCGUUUUUUACGGUUACACUAAUUGUUGAAGCCCCACCGUGUACGGCUGCCCUCACAUACAGAGCAGGGCCCUGUUACAGUGUAAUAAAAUGUGCAAUGUGCAAAACGUUCAAGUGGACGACGACUCGCCGACAGCUGUGCUCGAACGGGAGAGGACUACCCCUGAGGGACCAAAACACCAGGCGUGUCCUCGUACCCGAGUCCAGAUGAUCCGAACCCCCCCCCCCCC
Scleropages formosus (Asian bonytongue) is the source of this 1739-nucleotide messenger RNA. It is a transcript of the gene camkmt, whose product is annotated as calmodulin-lysine N-methyltransferase. Gene Ontology annotation, molecular function: calmodulin-lysine N-methyltransferase activity. Gene Ontology annotation, cellular component: cytoplasm. Lineage: Eukaryota; Metazoa; Chordata; Actinopteri; Osteoglossiformes; Osteoglossidae. The transcript has 11 exons. The record is from RefSeq and is a predicted model, not a curated record. Bases 227 to 1246 code for a protein of 339 amino acids.